Messenger RNA from Rhinocladiella mackenziei CBS 650.93, 1239 nucleotides. RefSeq lists its product as uncharacterized. The record is from RefSeq and is a predicted model, not a curated record. Gene Ontology annotation, cellular component: membrane-bounded organelle; cytoplasm. Gene Ontology annotation, biological process: N-acylphosphatidylethanolamine metabolic process; N-acylethanolamine metabolic process. The coding region runs from base 1 to 1239 and encodes 412 amino acids. Gene Ontology annotation, molecular function: N-acylphosphatidylethanolamine-specific phospholipase D activity. NCBI's taxonomy places the organism in Eukaryota, Fungi, Ascomycota, Eurotiomycetes, Chaetothyriales, Herpotrichiellaceae. The transcript has a single exon.
AUGGUUAUCCUGAUGCCUGGCGCUCUUGAGGGCCCCCCCGAAGCACCUGGAAGUCCAUCCUUCAUACCAGUCGAGCCACCGUCCACCAUGAUCACCGUCGACCACCUGCCGUCCUUGUUACCCGAUGAGCCCAAAGUCCACCAUGUUGGCAGUCCUCCCACGGGUUUCCAAAACCCAUGGCCGUCCUCUCCUGGUGGCCACGGCCGUCUCUUGCGUAUUCUCAGGGCCCGUUUCGGCAAAGACACACCAGAUUUUGUGCCUGUGCCCGACCGGUCAGAGUUGGUUCCUAUCCAAAAGAUCGACUUCUUCAACUCAGUUCCCGGAUUCAAAGUGACAUGGAUCGGUCAUGCCAGUUUCUGGUUGCAAACUUCCAAGCCACCAGGAGCAGCCCGAGGCAUCCAUAUCCUCUGUGAUGCCCUGUUCUCAGAAAGAACGUCUCCGGUGACCUGGGCCGGGCCCAAGAGAUACACUCCGACGCCCUGCACUCUGCAAGAAUUCCUGGAUGCCGUCGAGGUGGAUAUCGUCCUGAUCAGUCACAAUCACUACGACCAUGCCGACGCGAAUACAUUAAAGGCAGUGUACGCCAAGCGAAAGAAAAAUGUUCGCUUUCUCGUGGGACUGCACAAUUCUCGGUGGUUGACUUCCUUCGGCAUCGACCGCGCAUGCAUCACGGAGUUAGACUGGUGGGAUGGAGUCGAAAUUCAGGUCGAAGGAGUGGGAAAAGUGCGCAUCACCUGCCUUCCCACUCAACAUUCCUCUGCGCGCACCGUUUUCGAUCGAGAUCAUGAUUUAUGGUGUUCCUUCGCCGUUCAGGACUGUCAAGGUCCGGAAGGAAAGAAGGUAUAUUUCGCAGGUGACACCGCUUAUCGAUCCAUUCCCGCUGCCGACAUGACCCGCGAAGAGGAAGACCAGCAACCGGCAUGUCCGGCCUUCCAGCAGAUCGGCGACCUACUGGGGCCCUUCGAUCUUGCCCUUUUGCCCAUUGGGCUCUGUGAACCGCGGACAUUCAUGUCCGACGUCCAUGCCAACUCAUGGGAUUCGAUUAAGAUACACCAAGACAUACGAAGCAAGAAAUCAAUCGGUAUGCACUGGGGGACGGUCCGUGGAGGACUUUCGCGGGCUUAUGAAGAUGUCCGGACUCCGCCGAAACAUUGGAAAAUGGCAGCGGAAGAGGCGGGAUUGAAAUGGGGUGAGGAGAUUGGAUUGAUGGACAUUGGUGAGACAUUGGUCUUGUCUUGA